Molecule: messenger RNA, 752 nt
Organism: Drosophila elegans
Lineage: Eukaryota; Metazoa; Arthropoda; Insecta; Diptera; Drosophilidae
Gene: Gpb5
Product: thyrostimulin beta-5 subunit
Exons: 3
Coding region: 252-752 (166 amino acids)
Biological process (GO): G protein-coupled receptor signaling pathway
Cellular component (GO): extracellular region; cytoplasm
Molecular function (GO): hormone activity
Source: RefSeq, a predicted model, not a curated record
CUGGAGAUAAUCAUAAACCAAACCUCCUACCAAAAAAUGUUUAAUUUUGUGCAGAUUUUAUUUCAACAUUAAAUCGCAUAUUAACAGUAGUAAACAAGGCGCUUUAAUUAAUACGAAUCCAGAAUGGGGGAAAACCGCUGUUUGGUGCUAUUGCUGGCAGCGCAAACUCAGUAGACAGACAAUGUAUAAAUAGGCGAUGUUACUUGGUACCAAAGCAGUUGUUAGGGAAUUCCGCCACAACGCAAACUAUAAUGGUUGGCUGCGCAGUUUUGUUUCUAGCUCUCUCAACGGGAACGUAUAUGCUGCGUGUUUCCGCUUCAAAGUUGGUGGAACUUGAGCCCAUUAACAGCGGACCAACAUCUGCUCCCUUGGGCUGCCAUCGUCGCGUGUAUACAUAUAAAGUGACGCAGUCCGAUCUUAUGGGUCACGAGUGCUGGGACUAUGUAAGUGUCUGGUCGUGCUGGGGGCGGUGCGACUCUAGCGAGAUAUCCGAUUGGAAGUUCCCUUACAAGCGCUCGUUUCAUCCAGUCUGUGUCCACGCACAGCGCCAACCAAUGGUAGCUAUUCUCAAAAACUGUCACCCUAAGGCGGAGGCAAGUGUUAGCAAUUACCAGUAUAUGGAGGCAGUAAAUUGUCACUGCCAGACGUGCUCCUCGCAGGAUACUAGUUGCGAAGCUCCAGCCAAUAACGUAAUGGAGGGUGGUAGCAAGGCCGUUAUCGUAGGAGCCGAUACCGAAGAGUUAGACUAUUAG